AGGUGAGUGUCGGCUCUACAGUUCAUAGGUCAAGUGUUGGCUCUUCUCUCUCUAUCUCUCACUGGUUCGAGCUCUAAAAAGCUUUGUUUUUUGCUUUAGAUCUCUGAGAGUUGUAUUGCAUUGUGGCAUUGUUGAGAAAUUGGAGGAAAGACUCCAUCUUUGAUUCUUUUUUUCAGUUCAUUGUUGUAUUGCAGCUUUAAUGGCUGUGGAUCCAAGGCAGGUGUUGGCCGGGUUCCUGACCAUCUCUAUGUUUGUUUUGCUUGGCAAUAUGAUUAAGCAGGAUCACUUUGAUUCAGUAGAGGACAAUAUCUUGCAUAAUUCAGAUGUUCAGAUUAGUGUGGUAAAGAUUGAACAAGAGGCAGAUGUGCUCCCAAUGGUCAAGGGGCCAUGGGAGGAAAACAGUCAAGAGCUAAAAACAUGCUGGACAAGGCCAAGCCCAAAUGGUGCAGAGGAAUCAAAUGGUUAUAUUACAUUCUCUUUGAAAAGUGGCCCUGAGUACCAUAUGUCCCAGGUUGCAGAUGCUGUUGUUAUCGCAAGGUAUCUCCGCGCCACACUUGUGCUCCCUGACAUCAGAGGAAGUGUACCAGGGCAAAAGAGGAAUUUCCAAGAUAUGUAUGAUGUUGAGAAGUUUUUAAACAGCAUGGAUGGAAUUGUUAAGAUAACUAAGGAAAUUCCUGCCGAAAUAGCAACUGGAAAACCAGCAGUUGUGAGAGUUCCCAACAGAGUUACAGAGGACUUCAUUGUGAAAGAAAUUGAGCCAAUUUUCCAAACUAAAAGCUACUUGAGGCUUGCAACCUCAUUCCCUUCUAUAAAUUUGAGACUGAAUGAUAAACAGAAUGAUGACUUGGAUACGACAACCUGUUUAGCAAUGUUUGGCAGCCUAGAACUAAAAACAGAAAUUCAAGAAGUUGCUGAACAGAUGGUUUUAAGGUUGCAAACACUCAGCCACAAAUCGGAUGGUAAGUUCAUUGCUGUUGACCUGAGGGUUGAUGUCCUCGAGAAGAAAGGCUGCAAGGAAGCCGGGGGCCAGGGAAGGCAAAGUUGUUAUAGUGCACAAGAAGUUGGUGAUUUUCUGAAGAAAAUUGGAUUUGAUGGUGACGCAACCAUAUAUCUCACUCAAACUUGGUGGCAUGAAAGUCUCAAUCCUCUCAAGGACAUGUUCCCAAAAACUUAUACAAAGGAUGACAUAAUGCCUCCAAGCAAGAAAGGUGAAUUCCUCCUGUCAGGAAAUGUAGGACUAGAAAAGGCAUUGGACUUGUAUGUUUGUUCGCAAAGUGAUGUGUUUGUGCCUGCAAUUUCUGGCAUGUUUUAUGGAAGUGUCGCAGGCAAAAGAAUAGCUUCUGGUAGGAGUCAAAUUCUUGUUCCUGCUCAAAUCUCUGGCUCAUCUGCUUCAGCGUCGGAUUUCAUAUCAUCCUACGUUACCAUGAAGAAUCAUUUGGCUUAUUCUUGUUACUGUUGAUUUCUUGUUUAUCAGAACUGCCACAAAUUGUUCAUGGUAUUUCUGUGCUUUUAAAGAACAUGAUCUUGUAUGCUAUGCAUCAAAUUUCUGAAAGUAUAAAUUUCUAUUGUAUCAUUAUCAAGUGUCAA
Molecule: messenger RNA, 1587 nt
Organism: Dioscorea cayenensis subsp. rotundata (Guinea yam)
Lineage: Eukaryota; Viridiplantae; Streptophyta; Magnoliopsida; Dioscoreales; Dioscoreaceae
Product: protein MANNAN SYNTHESIS-RELATED 1-like
Exons: 6
Coding region: 200-1459 (419 amino acids)
Source: RefSeq, a predicted model, not a curated record